ACCUGACUCUCCACACGCACAGCCCAGUAAAAGAAUGUUGAGAUGAGUAAAAGGAUGAUUACAGCUUUGCCAUGCCUACGCGCCGUGUGAUGCUUGCACCCCGCUCAGAAGCUGUCGAUGGCUGGAGAUGUUGCGCUCGGGCUUGUUUCUCACGUUAUGUUUCUUCACGCUGGUGCCGAAAUUAGGGUCAAAUGCGGCUCCAUGGUAUUGGUCUGCUAAGGAUGCAGCGGCAGCUCUGGCAAACUGGGAAGGACGCCGACAAUUGCGUGGUGGCGUCGAGGAAGAGACCUUGCAUGGUGAAGGGCCACUGCUGAUUCCGCUGCUGCCAUACGGCUUGAGCAACCAGAUCAUAGCGCUGAAGGAGGCGCUGGCGCUUGCCGCGGUGCUCAACUGGACGGUGGUGGGCUAUGGAUUCAUGCCGCACUACUCGGAGUAUGCGGCAGCAGCAGCCGCGGCGGCCGCAGGAGGCAGCGCGUCAGGGGUCGAGCCAACGGUGGAGGCCCCCGCGGGGGCGGUGCAGUCCACGGCCAUUCCUUUUGACACGCUCAUAGACAGGGCCUCGCUGGCGCCCCUGGUCCGCAUCAUCACCGUGCGGCAGGCGGUGGCGGCGCUGCGGGAUGGGCAGGGGCAUGGGCGGCGGGAUGCGCAUGAGGCGGGUGCCGAGGGCGCCGACGCAGGCGGGACGAGGGCGAGGGGCGACAGCGCUCGGCGGCAAAAGCAUCGCCAGCUUGGCUCCCGGGGCGGCAGCACCGCUGGCGCCUCCGCGCUUGCGCAGACGGCCGGCUGUAGUAGUGGCGGGGGCGACGGCGACGGCGAAGGCGAAGCUAGCACGGCAGGUGGCGGCUACUGCCUGCCUGUGGACCGGUUGGUGCUACUGCGCGACAACGGCAUGCCCGACACGCUGCGCAAGGCGGAGGCGGGCGGGCGGCUCGACGCCAGCAGGGCGCACACCCUGAGGAAGAAGUUCAACUGCGACGCGCGCGGGCUGGACUGGUUCCGAAAGACGGCGGCGCGGGAGCGGUGGCAGGUUGUAGCGCUGAACGGCUACCGCUGCGUGCUGCCGCAGGCGCGCCACGGCUUCGCAGCCAUGCAGCUGCGCGCUGGCGGCGACAACGGGUGCUGGCAGGCCUAUCAGCGGGUGACUGCGCUGAUGCAGCGGUCGGAGGCGGUCCGUGACGCCGCCGCCGCCUUUCUGGACUCGGCCGCCGCCCGCGCACUGAUGCCGGGUGACACUGCUGAUGGCGGCGGAAGCAGGGGCGCCGUCAGUGGUGCAGGGACGCCGCUGUCCCCGCGCGUGCUAGCACUCCACUUCCGACCCUACCCGGACACAUGUCUCGACUACUUUGUCAACAUGACCACGUUCGAACUGGGCGCCGCGCAAGAGGUGUGCUCACAGCCGCUGCUGCUUCACCGGACAGUUCCCCUGGUGCAAGCCUUUCUGGCGCUGUGGGCGGCGGAGGCAGCCGAGGUGGCGGAGGCGGAGGAGGCAGCAGCUGUUCGCGGCCCGGCGGUGGUGUUCGUGAUGUCGCACCCCAAGGUGCGGAAGACCGUCAGCCGGGAGUUUGAGCGGCUGUGGGCAACGGCGGGCGCGGGCGCCGCUGCGCAGGAGGAGGCGCAGGAGGAGGAGGAAGGCGCAGGUGACAGCGAUCGGAACAGCGCACGCAAGGAGACCCGGUCAGAACGUGGCGGCGGCCGGUCUCUGCAUCAGCUGCCUGAGCUGAUUCCGCUUCCGCGACUGUCCUUCCUAGACCUAGAUGACGUGCCGCCCGCGCUUUUUGAGGUGCCCGGCAGCGGCAGUAGCACCAGGGGCAGUAGCAGGGCACUACCGGUGGGCGCCAACAGCAUCCUGUCAGUGGUGGAGCAGCAGGUGUGUGCGGGUGCUGACGUGUUCAUUGGCACCGCCGCCUCGUCCAUUUCCGUGCUGGUGGCGCAGGAGCGGGUGGUGCAGCGGCAGCCGGGGAUGCAGGCGGGGGCGGGGGUAGCAGGGGAGGACGAAGGGGGUGAAGCACGGGAGGAGAAGGAGGAAUGGGUGAAGCAGGUUGUGGAGGCCGCAACAGAGGGCGAGGGCGCGCAGGGCUUUCAUGUUGCGUCGGCGGGUCAUGUUACGAUUCUGCUAUGAGGGGCUACUACUGAGGGCGAUGUGUGGCGAUCGACCGCUCAUUUGGGUGAUGCGGGUUCCGCUGUGGGUCCUGAUGUGGGCUGAUGCCGGUGGCUUGCCGGGCAGCCCCGCAACACGCCAUGCUGUAAGAAUUUCUAGCC
This is a messenger RNA of Chlamydomonas reinhardtii, 2259 nucleotides long. RefSeq lists its product as uncharacterized. The transcript is spliced from 8 exons. The coding region runs from base 128 to 2119 and encodes 663 amino acids. The record is from RefSeq and is a predicted model, not a curated record. Lineage: Eukaryota; Viridiplantae; Chlorophyta; Chlorophyceae; Chlamydomonadales; Chlamydomonadaceae.